This is a messenger RNA of Sclerotinia sclerotiorum 1980 UF-70, 381 nucleotides long. RefSeq lists its product as hypothetical. The coding region runs from base 1 to 381 and encodes 126 amino acids. NCBI's taxonomy places the organism in Eukaryota, Fungi, Ascomycota, Leotiomycetes, Helotiales, Sclerotiniaceae. The record is from RefSeq and is a predicted model, not a curated record. The transcript is spliced from 2 exons.
AUGUCUAAUUUUGAGAUUUUAACGACUACUAAUCUAGUUCCGAUUAUCCCAAAUGUGUUCUCAGUCCUCGUAGUCAGUAAUGGACCUUUAUUUACUCGUCGUUGGAUGAUCAUGCCUAACCUCACUCCCAUAUCCUUAGUAUCUGUCGUCAAACUUGUGGUUAUUGCCGGGAAAAGAGCCUGCAAGACAGCAGCAAUAAAUAUACAUAUGAUUGCAAAUAUGUGCAUGCCAGCUAUUGUUUCAACAGCCGCGCAGCAAUGGCUAAAUGCACUUUGCGAAACUGAAAGGGAUGAGGAUGUUGAAAAGUCUUGUAGUAAGAUCUCCCAUUGGAUCGGGGAUAAUUCGAUUGAAUAUUCCAAGUCCAUUCAGGGCCAUCAGUGA